AUGGAGCUGAAGAAGGCGUUCAUGUGCUGCCUGCUACUGGUAGUCAAACAUGCAGUUGCGCCCUCAGUGUACUUCUCCGGUUUGGACAUAAAAAAUAUGAAAGGCAAGUACAAAGAGAUAGAAGAGAACCAUGCCAAACAAAAUGUGAAUGAUCUAUUUUUUCAUGAAUUAAAAAAAUCGAAUUAUCAACUGAAUAGUAAUAUUAUCGCACUUAGCACAUCGAGGCAUUAUUUCAACUACAGACACACGAGCAAUGUACUGACCGCAUAUAAAUAUUUGAAACAUGUUGGGGACAAUAUGGACCGGAACAUACUGCUUAUGGUGCCAUUUGAUCAAGCUUGCAAUUGUAGGAACAUCGUAGAAGGCACUAUUUUUAAGGAGUACGAGAAGCCUCCAAGUGAAGAUUUAAAAAAAAAAAAAAUGAAAGAAAAUUUGUACAGCCAUUUAAAUAUAGACUAUAAAAAUGACAACAUACGAGAUGAACAAAUAAGGAGAGUAAUUAGACAUCGAUAUGAUGCCUUAACUCCAGUUAAAUAUAGGUUAUAUACAAAUGGGAACAGAGAAAAAAAUCUCUUUAUAUACAUGACUGGCCACGGAGGAGUGUCAUUUUUUAAAAUUCAAGAUUUCAACAUUGUGAGCUCUGUUGAAUUUAGCCUGUACAUUCAAGAGCUGCUCAUAAAAAAUCUCUACAAGUACAUUUUUGUAAUUAUUGACACGUGUCAAGGGUACAGUUUUUACGAUCAAGUGUUGCAUUUUUUAAAAAAAAAUAAAAUAAAUAACGUAUUUUUAAUGUCCUCCUCGGAUAAGAACGAGAACAGCUACAGCUUAUACUCGAGCAAAUAUUUAAGCGUCUCGACGGUCGAUCGAUUUACGUUUUAUUUUUUUUCCUACCUGGAAAAUAUGGACAGAAUAUACAAGAACGAACCGCAUAAAAAUACCAGGGCCUUUUCCUUAUAUAGCAUCUUGAAUUAUUUAAAAACACAGCAUUUGAUAUCAACUCCAACGAUAAACAAUUCGAAAUUUAGCACCUCGAUAUUUAUGCAUAGUAAAAAUAUUCUUUUUUAUGACUCCUCCGGUUUUUAUGUAAGUAAAGACGCGGAGGAGAGUGCGUUGGAGGGGCUGGGCAAGCGCAGUGAUAACGCCAACCGAAAGACAGACAGAACUGCAAUUCGAAAUACCUGUUUGGGCGACUUGAGCGCAUGUGGGCAUAUGAAAAAUGAAAUAUACACCCACAUGAGGAACCUCUACUCGCGCAGCAGCUUCUACAACAAUGUCGAGGUUUACUUCAAGGAGGAGUCCUACUUCACGGACUACUACUUUACCGCCGAGCGUUUUGCUGGAGGGUACUUGCUCCCCGCUUCCCUUUUUUUAGUGGUGAUCUCGUUAUGCCUUCUGUUCUUUCUGUUCACGUAG
This is a messenger RNA of Plasmodium inui San Antonio 1, 1413 nucleotides long. RefSeq names its product legumain. The coding region runs from base 1 to 1413 and encodes 470 amino acids. Lineage: Eukaryota; Apicomplexa; Aconoidasida; Haemosporida; Plasmodiidae. The record is from RefSeq and is a predicted model, not a curated record. Gene Ontology annotation, biological process: proteolysis; attachment of GPI anchor to protein; protein localization to cell surface. Gene Ontology annotation, cellular component: GPI-anchor transamidase complex. Gene Ontology annotation, molecular function: GPI-anchor transamidase activity. The transcript has a single exon.